Rhagoletis zephyria (snowberry fruit fly) is the source of this 1087-nucleotide messenger RNA. Its product is annotated as E3 ubiquitin-protein ligase ZNRF2-like. Lineage: Eukaryota; Metazoa; Arthropoda; Insecta; Diptera; Tephritidae. Gene Ontology annotation, cellular component: cytoplasm; membrane; intracellular membrane-bounded organelle. The record is from RefSeq and is a predicted model, not a curated record. Gene Ontology annotation, biological process: protein K48-linked ubiquitination; proteasome-mediated ubiquitin-dependent protein catabolic process. Gene Ontology annotation, molecular function: ubiquitin protein ligase activity.
ACAAAGAGUGCCGACGACGACAGCGACAACUACAACCAGACCAGCCAAACCAGUCCGAUGUCCGUCAUCAUCACUCGCGGCAGCAACAGCAGCAGCAGUUACCGCAAAUACUAGUCUGUUGGCAGUCAGUCAGUUAUUUUACUCCGAGUUGAUCGGCGAAUUUUCGAGUGCGAAAAAUUCGAUUUUUCACAGCGGACUUUUGUUUAUUUAUGUGCAAGUGAAUUUUUCUUGACGUAAUUUUUUAUUUUCCUUUGCUGAAAAUCAUUGUGACCUAUACAAAAAUCUGUACGUUUGUGCUUCGCGAAUUGUGCGUAGAAUACUACUUAACUUCGGUGAACCGCCAGGCAAAGAACAAAGACAGUUACCACAACAAAAAAAUUGGCAAAAAAGUUUUUUCUUAACAAAACCCCAGUGGCAAGCAACCGCACGCACAGAAGCGAAGCGAAAAUAAGAACUAAACAAUUUUUAAAAGCUAAGAGAUACAAAUUAAUAAACUAAAAAAUUAUCAAUAAAGCAAGCGACAUAAUAAUUAGCAACAACUAAAGCAAACAUGGGCCAAGUUUUCGGCAAUCCGAACAAUGUUCACGGCGAAUAUCCGGCGACCACAAGCAAAUAUAUUGGUAUUAAGUGUCCAGUAUGUAACAAAUUUGUGUUGCCCGACGAUAUUGAAUGCCAUUUAGUUAUGUGCCUCACAAAGCCGCGACUGUCAUACAAUGAGGAUGUUUUAUCCGAUGCCAAGGGCGAAUGCGUAAUUUGCUUAGAAGAUUUGAAUCCCGGUGAUAUUAUAGCGCGAUUGCCGUGCUUGUGUAUUUAUCAUAAAGGCUGCAUCGAUCGAUGGUUCGAGGUGAAUCGAUCUUGCCCCGAGCAUCCCGGCGACUAGUUAAACCUAACUAAUUUUAGAGAGGGUAAUGAAACGGAAUCAUAACUAAUCAAUCUAUUGAGUAAUAAUGAACCUAGUGAUAUAAUCUAUAUUCAGAAAAUAUUAAAAUAGAAAUUAGUUGUAAAUUCUUUUUUAUACUGUGACGUAAAAUUAGGUGAACAUAAUAAUAUAUAAACUUUAAAUGAAAAAAACCCAAAAAAAAAACAA